This is a messenger RNA of Lactuca virosa, 1761 nucleotides long. NCBI's taxonomy places the organism in Eukaryota, Viridiplantae, Streptophyta, Magnoliopsida, Asterales, Asteraceae. The record is from the annotation of a GenBank genome assembly.
AUGGAAUCCCCUCCCUCAUUUCGAUCACAAAUACACCAAAUAAAUCAUUCACCACUCAACGCCCUCUUCAUCGCCUUUUGCCACCAGAAAAAAAAAGGUCCCGAAUCUCGACCAUCUCUCCAUAUUCGUCCAUAUCUAGGUCCCCGAAUCUUGGCUGUGUCAAUCACUCAUGUUACCUUUUUGGGUGAACCAUAUACUCAAGAAUAGGAUAACACUUAGGUUGUUAACCUGUGUGUGUAUAUAUGGUAAUGGGUAUUGAAAUGGGUUUGUUGAUUUAACAUUUACUGAUGUUUUUUUUGGUUGGUCUGGUUUGGCUGUUUGAGGUUUCAACAAUUGAAGCUUCCAUGGGUAAGUCUUAAUGUGUUGCUGGUUCUAUUAACAAACACAAUCUGAUAUUUUUAGGCGAAAAUGGAUAUUCAAUUCUUUCUAUAUCAGAGUAAAAUAAUUGUUUUAGGAGGAUUUGGGGGGUGGGUUUAAUGUUGAUGCUUAUAAAAAGUUAUAUAAUAAAGACCUUGAUUCACUAUAGUCUCUAUUCUUUUGUCUUUUGUUAUUAGUUUUUAUUUUAUGUGUUAUAGCCCAAAUGACCAAAAUGAAGACCCACUUAGCUGAAUUAAGAAAUAUCAUGCACCGUAUAUUAUAUUUUUAUUUCUUUCCAUUGUUUUUUGGAUUUAGUAGAAUUUGUUAUGAAUAGGGGUAUUGUUAUGUUUAGUUGUUUACAUUGUCGUCUUACAAGCAAAAAGAUAUUUGUGUGAAAGUGUUUUGCCCGGAGGUGAGACCCGACUUACUUUCAUGUUAGAUAAGAAAUGGUUGAAAAAAGUUGUUUCUCUCUCCCUGUCUCUCACUUUUGUCCCUCUGUUUCCCUUUUUGUGUUAUUAUUUUUCAUGUCUGCUAAUUUUUUUAAAUCCUAAUUAUGGGAUGUUUUGAAGUUGGAUUAUCACUUUUUAAAGCCAUCACAUCCAGAAAUUUGAAGCUGAUACUGCAGGUAUAGAUAUCAUAGUGGAAAAUUCCAUUCAAGCUAAAACUAUCAAAUGUUUAAUCAUAAUUUUUAAACUUUUCGUGUGUGUAGGGGUUUGCAUUGGUAAAUAAUUGCAUCUCAUCAUAAGAUCAUGUGUGUAUGUGUAGAUGAAACGUGGCUGCUAUUGAAAUGAUGACUUUUGCUGCUAUAAAAGGCAUGAAUGCAGCUGAAACGUGGUUGAUUUUGUUAGCAACAAUACACCAACGUAGCUGCUAUAAAAGGUAUGAAUUUGAGUUGCCAAUAAUCAACAUUGUGGCCUCUUAUAUGGCUUGCUUUGGGCUGCAAUAUUUGCUCUAAAUGGGUUGUUAAAUGAACAACAAAAUAUGCAUUUUAUGAACCUUUUGUUGAUGAUUUUGCUCUAAAUGGGCUGCAUUAUUUGGUUCUUGGUUUAAUGCUUCUGGAGAGAAAUUGAAGGUUUGAUUUCCGAAAGAAAUUAUAAAUCAAGGACAUGUUUCUUAAAAGGAAAAUAUCCUCUCAAUAUGUUUAUUAUUGUUUGUAGGGAAUUGACAGAAGACGAACAAGAAAGGAGAAAAGAUUUUUAUAUUCAUUAUUGUCUUAGAGAUAAUCUAUAUUUUUUUGGUUUUCUAGGAUUUUGCAUGUGGUUAUUUCUUAUAUUGAGAGGACAUAAGGAGUAAAUAGUUAUGUGAGAGGAUUUAUAUGGAGGUAAACAUGUUUAUAUGUUUUUAAUAUGAUUUGUUUACGUAUGUAGUAUCAGUUGAUUAUGUUUGCAAUUUCUUCAAUUAUCC